AUGGCUGAACAAGUAGUUAUUUUACUAUUGGACAAGAUUGCUGACUAUCUGAUUGAGGGAGCUGCAGGUUUAUGGCCAAAGGACCUGAAGCUACGUGAUCAGAUUGAAUGGGUCGAAGGGGAGCUGAGGCGAAUGCAGUGCUUCAUCAAGGACGUAGAUUCAAGACAAGAUGCUGAUGAAAGAGUCAAAAAUUGGGUUGCAGACUUAAGGGAGGUUGCAUAUGAUACAGAUGAUAUUCUUGACUCUUUUGUUUACAGUCUGGUACAAGGACAGCAGAGGGGAGUUCUUGUUACAUUUCUCAAGAGGUACUUCCUCUCCUUUAAUGAGUUGAUCUUAUGUCGUAAGUUGAAUGAUCAGAUAAAACGAAUCAGGAUUAGACUCCAAGAGAUUAGUGACAGAAAAUCCACAUACGGAAUUGGAAAUAUAGGAAUAGGGACAGAAGGGGCUGGUUUUGCAGCUAGCAGACUGCAAGAGAGGAGAAGAUCAUCUGUUCAUGUUUGCGAGGAUAUUGUUGGUCUGGUUGAAGAUGUAAAAAUAAUUGAAUCACAGUUGAUUCAUGGAGAAUCAAGGCGUUGUGUUGUCUCAGUUGUCGGCAUGGCAGGUAUAGGCAAGACCACUCUUGCCAAGAGAGUUUACCUUAAAUCUGAUCUUAAGGAGCAUGUUGAUUGCUGUGCUUUUGUUUAUGUCUCUCAAAAUUUUAGAGCAAGAGAGAUAUUACAAGAACUGGGGAAAAAAUUGAUGGGAAAUGUAGGAGGAGAUUUUGGAAGAGCAAGCAAUGAAGAAUUGCGGGAGAUAAUCUCAAGUUUUUUGGAGAGUAAAAGGUAUCUUAUAGUUUUGGAUGAUUUGUGGAAUUUUGCAGAUUGGGAUGAUCUCAAAGCAGCCUUUCCUGAGGAGAAAAAUGGGAGUAGAAUUCUGCUUACUACCCGUUUUAAAGAUGUUGCUCUCUAUGCUGACUCGAAAAGUACCCCACAUGAACUCUGCUAA
Messenger RNA from Coffea eugenioides, 984 nucleotides. Its product is annotated as putative disease resistance protein At1g50180. The transcript has a single exon. The record is from RefSeq and is a predicted model, not a curated record. NCBI's taxonomy places the organism in Eukaryota, Viridiplantae, Streptophyta, Magnoliopsida, Gentianales, Rubiaceae. Bases 1 to 984 code for a protein of 327 amino acids. Gene Ontology annotation, molecular function: ADP binding.